Molecule: messenger RNA, 901 nt
Organism: Striga asiatica
Lineage: Eukaryota; Viridiplantae; Streptophyta; Magnoliopsida; Lamiales; Orobanchaceae
Source: the annotation of a GenBank genome assembly
UGGAACUUGAACAUUACUAUCUGCCUACCGCAAGUAGAGCUUCUAAUCGUUCGCGUGCUACUGAGCAAUAUGCAGAUUUUUGUUCGGUUGAUGUGUGGCAAAAGAAUAAAGCUCGAGGUGGAAUCUACGGAUACCAUUCACAGUGUAAAGAGGAAGAUUGAAUCCCUAGAACGGACCCGUUUGUGUGACCAUCGUUUGAUUUUCAAUGGUUGGUGUCUUGAAGCUUGCAAAACCUUAGCGGACUACGAAAUUGAGAAAGGUUGUACUAUAGAUGUGAUGCUGCGGUAUGCGUCAAGUUGUGUACCAUACAGUGACUAUAGUAAACUGAUUGAGAAGGUGGAAAGUCUUGAAGGGAGUCUGAAGUUGGCGAGGGAGAGAGAAAGCCAUACGGCAAAGUUAUUGGAAGCAGAAAGCGCUGCACACUCCCGCCUUCAGUCUAAAGUAGAUCUCAUGGCUCAGAUGUUCGAUGCCCUGCUUCGCCCUCCCUGACGCUUUCACUAUUUUCAACGUUGUAAUAUUAACAACUUCUCUUUGUUUCGGUUGUCUGAUUAUUAAUAUUACAAAUUCAAAGUUUCUAUGGAUAUAUUGGAGCUUGUUGAUGGAUUUAAUAAUCUCUUUCCUUUCCUACUAUUUGCAUUAGCCACAUGGAAAUUCCAAUGUUUUCUUUAGCAUGUGUGUAAGGUUUUAUGUAACUAAGUGUUUCAAAUUAAAUUUUAAUUCCCUUGUAUUUUGUCAGAUUUUACAGGUGAAUGCCCUCUGAUUUGUGUUUUAUGAGUGCCGGUUCAUAUAUUCCGGCAUGUGUAAGAUUUGUCUAGAAUGUUUCAUUGAGCAUGUAUAUUAUUUGUCAAGUCAUUGUACUCGAUUGAACUGGAUUGUUUGUGGAUGAUUCAUCUCCCACAUG